UGCUGGUUUUCCUGGUUCAAGAAACGAGAAAUGGUCGUUCAUCCUGAACCAGAAUUUGAGAGGAAAUCGAAGAGAAUGUCUCAAAAACUAUCCAAGGAAAAACUGUUACCAAAACGUUCGGGCCUAGCACGUAUUAGCAGUGCUCUUUUGGCGCCUUUACCAAACCGGAUCGGCAUCGGAAACGCCGACAAGAUGUUAAAGACUGAGAAAGACAUCCUAAAAGAGUUGAUCGAGCAAGGCAUUAUCAAACCAAGAUCACUAGACGUAGGCCUGACCUUGCCGAAACUCAGGAAAAUCAAAGAAACUAUGAUAAAUGUCAAGAAAGACAAAAAGAAAGAUAAGAAUAAGAACAAGAAGAAGGACAAAGAAGACAAGAAGGAGAAGAAACGAAAGGCUAAAAAAGCAGCAGACGAACGUGAAAGUUGGCUCCGCUUACAAGACUCUGCUUGCAGUUUUGAACAGAUGAAGGAAAAGCAGAGGUUAGCUAGGGAACUCCGAGCACAGCAGAGGAGGAAGAGACGAGAAGAACUUCUGGAACACAUGGAUGAGAUUGAUAAGGAAUUCGUUGAUGACGAUGGAGUCGAUGAAGUUUUAUUUUCGCUGCCGGGUCAAGUAUUUUAAGUCAAAGAGUAUACGCUUUGCUACAGUGUAGCUACAUGAUUGAUUGUCAGUUGGCUAUAACGUGGGGGUGCUGUGGUUGUACCAUCACGUGAUCACGACUUUAUAAAAACACACACUGCUGCAGUAAAACUUCCCCUGGUUUGAUCAAAAUUGUAUUGUUUGGCUGUAUUG
Messenger RNA from Anneissia japonica, 792 nucleotides. Its product is annotated as DNA ligase 1-like. Lineage: Eukaryota; Metazoa; Echinodermata; Crinoidea; Comatulida; Comatulidae. The transcript has 4 exons. The record is from RefSeq and is a predicted model, not a curated record. Bases 31 to 621 code for a protein of 196 amino acids.